Messenger RNA from Bactrocera neohumeralis, 1689 nucleotides. RefSeq lists its product as uncharacterized. The record is from RefSeq and is a predicted model, not a curated record. Bases 958 to 1662 code for a protein of 234 amino acids. NCBI's taxonomy places the organism in Eukaryota, Metazoa, Arthropoda, Insecta, Diptera, Tephritidae. The transcript has 2 exons.
AAAACAACCCUUUCCUUUUUCUCAUACAAACGAAUGAAUGUUUGUUCGUUAGUAACGCUUAGAGAACGGCUGAACCAAUAUUGAUGAAAUUUUCAGAGGUUGAUCAUUGUGGAUCAAGGAAGGUUUAGAAAUAAAAAUAUCUUAUACUUUUCAUGAAAAGUUGGAAAAUUGGAUAGUUCCAAAAAGUAAACAGUUUUUUCCAAACACAUUUUUUUUCAAUUUUUGUUUGUUUUGUUUUUUCAAUAUUUUGAUUUGUAAAUUAUUUGAAUCGUUCAAUUUCGGUCGCUUGCUUUUUUAUUCCGGCUAUUUAAAAGAAAAAUUUUUGAAAAUUAUUCAGUGAAAAUUUUCAAUAGCAAUACUGGCAACAUGUGUAUUUAAAUAUUUUGAAACGGACAGACGAAUGAAUUUUUGUUAUUUAUUAUUACUUUAUAUGCACUAAUACGCUCUACUCAUUGAUUUUAAUUCAGGUUUUUGCAGUUUUAUUAGCAACAAAUUUAUAAAUUUGUCUCCAGUUUCAUUGAAUAAGUGUGUUUAAAGGUUUAUCGUGGUGUUAUUUAUAAGAAAACUAUUUACAUUAAUUACUUACAGUUUGUUUGCAAAAGCAAAAUAGUGUAUUUUGUGUAUUGGAGGUUAAUUGUCGUGUUAAUGAUUUAAAAGAAAAUGCCACCAGUAAAGCGUCACAUUAUCGGUCGGCGUACGCGUAUACGUAAUGCAAGUCGAGUGCAUAAUCUUCGGAACAAUUAGACCGAUGAACAGCGUAGGCAGCGUUUGGAGGCAAACAGAGUGCGAAUUUCAGAAGUGAGAUCUACAACAACUACGGAAGAAACUAUACCAUCGACUUCAGGCAGGAGGCUACAAAGCAGACGAUCAACCGGUACAAUUAAGUAUGAACGUUUGGCGCUUAGAUAUGAACCAAUAGUUAAUUAUGCCGGCGAUGAAACAGUCAAUAUUGGGACAAUGACCUUUAUUUGUCAAUAUUGCAAUGCAUUAAAGUUUCCAUUAGAACCGUCAGGAUUAUGUUGUGCGAAUGGAAAGAUCAAAUUACCACAACUAACAACACCACCUGAACCACUGAAUUCAUUACUUUUAGGACACGAACCUCUAUCAAAGCAUUUCUUGCCGAAUAUUCAAAAGUAUAACAGUGUCUUUCAAAUGACAGCAUUUGGUGUAAAUAUAAUUGAGGAACGCGGAUUUAAUCCAACUUUUAAGAUUCAAGGACAAAUUCACCACCGUGCAGGAGCAUUGUUGCCAUCAGUUAAUGGCGAAUACAAAUAUCUUCAGAUUUAUUUCCUUGGAAAUUCUGAAACUGAAAUAAAUCAGCGCUGUGGCAUUAAUCGAGCAACUAGACGAGAGAUCAUUGUGCAACUGCAACAACUAUUGCAUGAACAUAACCUAUUGAUUCAAUUAUUUAAAAUAGCCUUAGAAAUGAAGCCAACAGAUGAUCAUAAAAUAGUAAUCAGAGCAGACAAAAGACCUGCAGGUGAACAUGAAAGACGCUUCAAUGCACCUGUGUUAAACGAAGUUGCUAUUGUAGUGGUUGGAGAGAAUAUGGACUCUCGAGACAUUGUAAUUCAACGGCGUGUUGGUGGCAACCUUCAGCGUAUUAGUGAAACACAUCGUUCAUAUGAUGCAUUACAAUAUAAUUAUUAUGUUACAGGUUAAGAAACAAAUAAAAAGCAGAAACUCAAA